AAGACCUGAAGCACCUCUGAGCUCCGACCUCCAGUUCUCCUCCACCGGCACGCUCCGCAUUGCACCUGGCCCACCUUUUCAUCCCACCCACCUGCUUCUCGGUUCAGGGGUGUUCUGGGUGGCUGCAACCUACCGGUCGAUUCAACAGACUGCCCCCUGCUCCUGCUCCUCCUCCUCGUCCUCCUCCUCCUCCCCGCUCUGGCUCUCGUCUCCUCUUCCAGUCGGGGCGCCCAGACUUGCAGAGCAGCGCCUGCCGCCCGGCGCGCCGCGCGCCCCGCUCCGGGCCCCGUCUCCCCGCAGCCCGAGGGCACCACGCGGGCAAAGGGCGCCCGAGGAGCUGGCACUCCGCUUCUGCGUGCCCAGGAGCCGGGUGCCCUGAGACGCAGCGCAUCGGUCAAGCUCGGGAGGAAGAGGAGCGGUUCAGAGUGAGACUUCUGGAUGCACGGGACGCCGGGGUUCGUCCAUUGCGCGGUAUCUGCGCGCACCUCCACAAGGAACCUUCCAUUCAGAAGAAAUGCUGUAGCGCUUCCCUUUACCCACACAGAAUGGAACCCAAGAGAUGACACAGCUGAAGAAAUUACAGCCUCCUUACAAAUGAGAGACAUUCGAGUCUACGUAGUUUCCAGCUGAAGGAAAAACAACCAGCAGCCUCUCUAUACUGUCGAUUAGGACAGGGGAAAAUGAACAUCACUAACUGCACCACAGAAGCCAGUGUGGCUGUGAGACCCAAGACCAUCACUGAGAAGAUGCUCAUCUCCAUGGCUCUGGUGAUCAUCACCACCCUGACCAUGCUGCUGAACUUGGCCGUGAUCAUGGCCAUCUGUACCACCAAGAAGCUCCACCAGCCUGCCAACUACCUGAUAUGCUCUUUAGCCGUGACGGACCUCUUGGUGGCCGUGCUCGUCAUGCCCCUGAGCAUCAUGUACAUCGUCAUGGACAGCUGGAGGCUGGGAUACUUCAUCUGUGAGGUGUGGCUGAGCGUGGACAUGACCUGCUGCACCUGCUCCAUCCUUCAUCUCUGUGUGAUUGCCCUGGACAGGUACUGGGCCAUCACCAAUGCUAUCGAGUAUGCCAGGAAGAGGACCGCCAAGAGGGCCGGACUGAUGAUCCUCACCGUCUGGACCAUCUCCAUCUUCAUCUCCAUGCCUCCUCUGUUCUGGAGGAGCCACCGCCAACUCAGCCCACCCCCAAGCCAGUGCGCCAUUCAGCACGACCACGUCAUCUACACCAUCUACUCCACACUUGGGGCAUUUUACAUCCCCUUGACUUUGAUACUGAUUCUCUAUUACCGGAUUUACCAUGCAGCCAAGAGCCUGUACCAGAAAAGAGGAUCAAGCAGGCACUUAAGCAACAGAAGCACAGAUAGCCAAAAUUCAUUUGCAAGUUGUAAAUUGACACAGACCUUCUGUGUGUCUGACUUCUCCACCUCAGACCCUACCACAGAAUUUGAAAAGAUCCACACCUCCAUCAGGAUCCCUCCUUUUGACAAUGACCUAGAUCACCCAGGAGAACGCCAGCAGAUCUCUAGUACCAGGGAGCGCAAGGCAGCUCGCAUCCUGGGGCUGAUUUUGGGUGCGUUCAUCUUGUCCUGGCUGCCAUUUUUCAUCAAAGAGCUGAUUGUAGGUCUGAGCAUCUACACCGUAUCCUCUGAAGUGGCCGAUUUUUUGACAUGGCUCGGUUAUGUUAAUUCUCUGAUCAACCCUCUACUCUACACAAGUUUUAAUGAAGACUUUAAGCUGGCUUUUAAAAAGCUUAUUAGGUGCCGAGAACAUAUUUAGAUUGUAGAAAGCCAGAAGCCAUGACUUUUACCAGCCUCGUGAGUGCACGGGGGUAGGGGUGCAUCUUAUAAAUUCUUGAACACAGUUGGUUCAGGAGAGUUUGUAAGUAUGUGUCGUCUUAGUUUUUGUUUGGUUGGUUUUUUUCAUUUAGUUUGAGUCUUGUCAUUUGGUGUGUUUUCUACCUCUGGUCUUAUUUGUGGUACAUAAUUUCAAAUAAACACUCAUAC
Molecule: messenger RNA, 2005 nt
Organism: Phacochoerus africanus (Common warthog)
Lineage: Eukaryota; Metazoa; Chordata; Mammalia; Artiodactyla; Suidae
Gene: HTR1E
Product: 5-hydroxytryptamine receptor 1E
Exons: 2
Coding region: 681-1778 (365 amino acids)
Biological process (GO): chemical synaptic transmission; G protein-coupled receptor signaling pathway, coupled to cyclic nucleotide second messenger
Cellular component (GO): dendrite; plasma membrane
Molecular function (GO): G protein-coupled serotonin receptor activity; neurotransmitter receptor activity
Source: RefSeq, a predicted model, not a curated record